AAUCAGAUCAGAGGCGUGCCUCGUAACCAGGAAGUGUGUGCUCGUGGUGACACAGGGAAGCGGCCGGAGACGGAGAGGGGGUCACCAUGAGCUCCCCGUGUAAACAGCCCCAUGGCCACAGCCACCAGCAUGGCCACAGCCACCACGGGGGCCAACAUGGUGGGCCCAGGGAGGACCAGGAGGCAUUGAACCCACCGGUGCUGGAGGACUACAGCAACUGGGAUAUUGUGAAAGCCACACAGCACGGCCUGUUGGAUCGUUGCAGAGAGCUCGUAGAGGCCGACUAUGACGUCCGGCAACCGGACGGUGAAAACGUGACUCUCCUUCACUGGGCGGCCAUUAACAACAGACUGGAGCUCGUCAAGUAUUUUAUCUCCAAGGGGGCUGUGGUGGAUCAGCUGGGAGGCACAUUGAAUUCAACUCCUCUCCACUGGGCUGUCAGACAGGGGCACCUGCAGGCUGUCAUUUUACUGAUCAAGUACGGAGCUGAUCCGUCUCUGAUUGAUGGCGAAGGUUAUAACUCCGUUCACCUGGCCGUCCUAUUCCAGCACCUACCCAUCAUCGCCUACCUGAUUGCAAAGGGGCUGAACAUCGAUUCUUCUGAUAUGAACGGAAUGACCCCACUCAUGCUGUCUGCACAGAAAGUUAUUGGGAUGGAGCCGACUAGCUUUCUGUUAAAGAUGAAUCCAUCCGUCAACCUUGCAGACAAAGUCCAUCGGAACACGGCGCUUCACUGGGCCGUCUCAUCUGGCAACGUAAAUGCAGUGGACCUCCUCCUGGAAGCGGGCGCGAGCAUGGAUAUUACAAAUGAAAAGGGAGAAACUCCCCUUGACCUUGCCCGGCAAACCAGGAAUCGCCUCAUUCUCCAUAUUCUGACGGGAGAGGCCAGUGCCAGGGCCAGCCGAAACUCCAGAACCCUAAAGGCUUUGCAGAAGUACGAGAUGUUAUUUGUAGGCCUGAUCUGUCUGUCUCUUCUGGGAGGUGUUGGAUACAUCCUGAACAUGAAAACCGACUCCUGGCUUUUAAAAGGGACGCUUUUUGCUCUGGUGACAAUCGGAUCUCAGUUUUUUACCAGGCGAUUUGUAGGACACAACACUCAGAAGCACCUGCCCCCAAUUUUCUUCAUCAGCUCUGUUUUUUGGAUGUUCAUGACGUGGUUUAUCUGUUUUCUGCCUGAUUUGGCACAAGCGACUGUCCAGAUCCCUUUUGUGAUCAGUAUGUUCCUCCUCUUGUAUUAUUUCUACAAGACGUGGAGGACGGACCCCGGGUACAUCAAAUCCACGGAGGAGGAAAAGAGACAGACAAUCAUCACCCUGGCUGAAGCUGGCUGUCUGGAUGCAAGACUCUUCUGCACUUCCUGUCUGGAAAAGAAACCACUGAGGUCAAUGCACUGCCACUCCUGCAAUUCCUGUGUGGCCAAGUAUGACCAGCAUUGUAUAUGGACCGGACACUGUAUAGGUGCUGGUAACCACCAUUACUUUGUCCUCUUCCUCUGUGCCAUGAUGUUCGUGGGCCACUGGAUGAUCUACGCCUCCUCUAUAUUUUGGGUCAGUCAGUGCUCCACCAGCAUACGGAAGGACGGCGUCUGGGGAUUCCUGUCGGAGAUCGUGACCUGCUCCCCUUGGGUCCUGUAUAUCUUCCUCCUCGUCUCCUCCCUCACUGUGUGGGCAACGCUCAUGUUUCUAAUGCAGAUCUAUCAGAUUGCGUUUCUUGGUCUGACAACUCAAGAAAGAUUCAGCUUCCAGAUGCAGAAUAGAUUCAGCAAACACAAAGUGUCAAUGCGGAGAUCUCCUUUUAACCAUGGCUGUAUCCAGAACCUCGCAGACUUCUUCCAGUGUCAGUGCUUCGGAAUGAUAAAAGUGACCCCCGUGGACUGGACCAAGCAAUUUCACAGCAUUUUCCACCCGUCCAAGAUGAGGAACCCCCAGCACGUUUAGACGCCAACAGCUGCAACGGCGGCCCCAAGCUUUUACUUCUAGUUCCUUGAACAAACUGGUGCCUUACCUAAGAACUUUCUGAGGAGCAUUUAAACAUUAAGAUGCCCCUCAACACUCAUCUUUCUGUACAGAGGAAGCAGAAGUGCCCGCUGUCUGGGAACACCAAGUGGAGUUUUUGUCCUGAACCUUUCAGCUCUUUGAGUACCAGGUGAAUGGAAGAGCAAGAAAGCCGGACACACUCCAAUGACAUCAGCAAC
Molecule: messenger RNA, 2194 nt
Organism: Nanorana parkeri
Lineage: Eukaryota; Metazoa; Chordata; Amphibia; Anura; Dicroglossidae
Gene: ZDHHC13
Product: zinc finger DHHC-type containing 13
Exons: 17
Coding region: 87-1937 (616 amino acids)
Biological process (GO): protein palmitoylation
Cellular component (GO): Golgi membrane
Molecular function (GO): palmitoyltransferase activity; protein binding
Source: RefSeq, a predicted model, not a curated record